AUGGCAGACACAGCGAGCGGCGACCUGUACAUGGGCUUCGACCUGUCGACCCAGCAAUGCAAAUGCCUCGUCGUAUCCUCGGACCUCAAGCUCGCCUACUCGGCCCUCGUCGACUUCGAUGCCGACCUCGCCCACCACGGCAUCAAGAAAGGCGUGCUCACCAACCCGGCCGAAAAUGAAAUCUUCGCACCCGUCGCCAUGUGGCUCGAGGCCUUGGACCUGGUGCUCUCGCGCCUGCAGUCCCAGGGUCUGGAUUUCGGCCGCGUCAAGGGCCUCGCCGGCGCCGGCAUGCAGCAUGGGACAGUCUUCUGGGGCCCCAAUGCCGAGAAGGCCAUGGGAAGCAUGGACAGCGGGAGAGGGAUGGCCGAGCAGUUGAUCGGAAAGAGUGCGGAUGGCAAGUGGAAGGACGUGCAGGAGCUUGGUGUGCUUGCGCAUGAGCACAGCCCGAACUGGCAGGAUGCAAGUACGCAGAAGCAGUGCGACGAGUUCGACAAGUGUUUGGGGAGUCCGGAGAAGCUGGCGGACGUGACGGGGAGCAAGGCUCACCACCGAUUCAGCGGUCCGCAGAUCAUGCGGUAUCGCCAGAAAUACCCGGAUCACUACGCCAAGACAUCCCGGGUUUCGCUCGUGUCGUCCUUCAUCUCCUCCGUUUUCUUGGGCAAGGUUGCCCCCAUCGAUAUCAGCGACGUUACCGGAAUGAAUUUGUGGGAUAUCCACGCGGGUAAGUGGCACGAAGGCCUCCUCACCCUCUGCGCUGGUGGAGCUUCUGGUGUUGCUGCUUUGAGGGAAAAGCUCGGCCCUGUGUUCGAGGACGGUGGCGCGACGUUCGGUGUUGUCAGCUCGUACUUCGUCUCCCGCUAUGGCUUCAGCAAAGACUGCAAAGUCAUUCCAGCCACGGGCGAUAACCCAGCCACAAUCCUGGCUCUCCCUCUCCGAGAGGGUGACGCCAUCGUCAGUCUUGGAACGAGCACCACCUUCUUGAUGAGCACGCCUGUAUACAGGCCCGACCCGGCGUACCACUUCAUGAACCACCCGACAACAGCCGGCCUGUACAUGUUCAUGCUCUGCUACAAGAACGGCGGCCUCGCCCGCGAACAAGUCCGCGACGCGGUCAACGCGCUCGACAGCGAGCCCGACAAGUCCUGGGAAAAGUACAACUCCACGGCGCUCUCCGAGGCCGUCCUGGGCCAGCCGGCAUCGAGUCCCGACGCCCCCAUGAAGCUCGGCCUCUACUUCCCCCGCCCGGAGAUCGUCCCCAACGUCAAAGCCGGCAUCUGGCGCUUCCUCUACGACCCGUCGUCGAAACACUCCCCCGCGAACCAGCAGCUCCAGGCGCGCCUCACGCCCCUCCCUUCGGACCGCGACCCCCGCUGGGGCGGCCCCGCCGCCGACGCCCGCGCAAUCGUCGAGUCGCAGUUCCUGUCGCUCCGGCUGCGCAGCGCCAGCCUCGUGCACCCGCAGCCGUCGGCCGCGACCGCCGGAAAGACGCUCCCCGCGCAGCCGCGCCGCGUCUACCUCGUCGGCGGCGGCUCGCAGAACCCGGCCAUCGCCGACCUGUGCGGCCAGGUCCUCGGCGGCGCCGAGGGCGUCUUCCGCCUCGACAUCGGCGGCAACGCGUGCGCCUUGGGCGCCGCGUACAAGGCCGUCUGGGGCGUCGAGCGCAAGGUGCAUCAGCGGAACCACCAGGAGGCGGAGGAGAAGGAGAAGAAGGAGCAGAAGCAGAUCGUCGCCAACUACAAGCAGAAGGACGGAGAGGGCAUCGAGACGUUCGAAGAGUUCAUCGAGGCGCGGUGGGACGAGGAGAAUUUUGUCAAGAAGAUUGCUGAGGGCUACCGUGAGGGUGUUUUUGAACGGUAUGCCGAGGCGGUCAAGGGGUUCGAGGCUGUGGAGAAGUGGGUGUUGAAGAGGUUUGGGGAGGAUAAGUAA
Molecule: messenger RNA, 1926 nt
Organism: Diplodia corticola
Lineage: Eukaryota; Fungi; Ascomycota; Dothideomycetes; Botryosphaeriales; Botryosphaeriaceae
Product: d-xylulose kinase
Exons: 3
Coding region: 1-1926 (641 amino acids)
Biological process (GO): D-xylose metabolic process; xylulose metabolic process
Cellular component (GO): cytosol
Molecular function (GO): acyltransferase activity, transferring groups other than amino-acyl groups; D-xylulokinase activity
Source: RefSeq, a predicted model, not a curated record